ACAUGUCCCUUAGAACUGUAAAAUAGUGACCGACACGCGUCCGGCCUUAUCCAUUUCCCACACAAUUUUCCCUUUAAAUUCUGAAUCCAAACUCUCCAACUGUCUAGUGUAAUUGUUAACCAAAGUUCCCAAUCCAACGUGUUUCCCAAGCUUUUUCUCUCUCUCAAAAUGUCCACCAAUCUCAUCCAUUUUCGGCCCACCCUGAUCGGGCCGCAUGCCACCGGAAACCGAAAGCCCGACUCAGUUACCCGGAAAGGCUCGGCGUCCAAGUGGUGGACCCCCCUAUUCGGGUGGUCCUCCGAACCCGACUACAUUGACUCCCACUCGAAGACCGAGUCCCGGGACAAGGCCGAGAGCGGAGCGGACUCGGGCCCCGACUCGAAGCCGUGGAGAUCUCGGUUCGCGCCUGGUUGCUUCACGGAGGAGAAGGCGAGGCAGCUCCGGAUCAAGACCAUGGAGACGGAGUCGUUUCAUGACGCCAUGUACCACUCGUCAAUCGCCUCCAGGCUGGCCUCCGAUUUCAAGAACCGAUCCGAUCUAUGA
This is a messenger RNA of Prunus mume (Japanese apricot), 543 nucleotides long. RefSeq lists its product as uncharacterized. The record is from RefSeq and is a predicted model, not a curated record. Lineage: Eukaryota; Viridiplantae; Streptophyta; Magnoliopsida; Rosales; Rosaceae.